This is a messenger RNA of Cadophora gregata, 1704 nucleotides long. RefSeq lists its product as uncharacterized. Gene Ontology annotation, molecular function: transmembrane transporter activity. The transcript is spliced from 4 exons. Gene Ontology annotation, biological process: transmembrane transport. Bases 1 to 1704 code for a protein of 567 amino acids. The record is from RefSeq and is a predicted model, not a curated record. NCBI's taxonomy places the organism in Eukaryota, Fungi, Ascomycota, Leotiomycetes, Helotiales, Ploettnerulaceae.
AUGAUGGGUGGAUCUGGAUCUGAAGGCCUUUCGUCGACGUUGUCCUCGACUUCAAGGGUAUCAAUUGAAGCGAAGCGUCCGACUACUUCCACAGCUUCAACGUCGCAGCCUCAGACUUCGAGAAUAACACCAGCUCAAUUAACUGGCAGCGUGUUUCUCAUUUCUUCUAAAGGAAAGACAUUGAAUCUUCCCAUUCCGGCGAAGUCUCCCCACGAUCCGCUGAAUUGGACCGCCCGAAAGAGACUGGUCUCGUUCCUUGUCCUGCUGGUCUUUGCAACGGUGCCACUGUUGACGAUACUGGGGCCCAGUGUCAUGUUCGAGGCGCUUGCAAAGGACCUUGGACCAGAUGCGACAGUUCCAUUUGAUAUCACACUAUUGCUUUCGGCCCCUUCGCUGUUCCAAGGCAUGUCAGCUUUCCUCUGGAUUCCGCUAUCGCUGGCUGUGGGGAGGAGACCUUCACUGCUUCUUGCAGCCUUCGUACUGGUCGUUGCGACGAUCUGGGCUGCUGUAUCGACCACAUUCUGGUCGCUUUUGGCGGCGCUUAGUCUCGUGGGGACGGUCCAAGGUGCCAUGAUGAGUCUCGUGCCAGUCAUUGUCAUCGACCUCACUUUCAUCCACCAACGACCCCAAGCAAUCGCCAUGAUCUGGUCGGUCGUAGGAACCGUAGGUCCUGCACUCUUAUCACUGUACCAUGCUGUCAACCCAAGAUCACAAUGGCGGCAAUUUUACUAUAUAAGCAUUAUACUCAGCACCGUUUCCUUCAUGCUCGUCUAUUUCCUCUUCACUGAGACCUAUUUUACUCGUCCGACCGUCGCCUUCGAUGGACACAUUAUAGUACAGAACUCCACAGAAGACAUAAAGAUCUAUAGUACAUGGGAGUCUGUCCCCGGUGCUGUUGGGGCGCGCGACCUUCCCGACUUGCCUGGUCAAGGAGUAUGGAGAUGGUCAACAAAGGAGCUAAAGCUCUGGGGCAAGACGCCUGGUGGAUGGAAGGCCAUGUUUGCAUGCUAUCCUCAGAUUCUUCUCUGUCUGCUCAACCCACUCUUGUUCUGGGUGACAUUACUACAAGCUGCUAUAUUCGGAAGCAUGGUAUCCCUCGCGCAGACAUAUGCACACAUCCUCCGCUCAGAACCCUACAAUUUCCCUCCCCACGUCAUCAACCUCGUCAAUAUAGCACGCGCGAUCGGAUCAGCGCUUGCGUGGCCUGCUGCUGGGUUGAUGGUUGCGCAUAUUAUGAAGAAGUUGGCGAUGAGUAAUAGAGGUGUGAGGGAUGCGGAGCAUUAUCUCUCUGCGUUUGUGCUACCAAUUUUUACGGGUGCUGCCAGCGUGAUUCUUUAUGGUUUGACCGCACAGCACCAGUGGCAUUGGAUUUGGAUAUAUGUGGCGACUGUGUUGAAUGCUUUUAGUUUUGCGGCGAUGGCAACGGCAAGUACGCUGUGGAUCACAGAGGCUUUCCCACGCUGGGCAGCGCCAGCGAUGGUAGCGGUCAGUGGCGUCAGCUAUAUCGCCAGUUUUGGUAUAAGUUGCAGUAUUAUGCCCUGGGUGGAAUCCCAAGGUUUUUCCAAUGCCAAUAUGGAGUUGGCAUGUAUCAUUCUGGGUGUCGGCCUGAUUGCUGUUCCGAUUGCUUUCUGGGGGAAGAAACUGAGGCAGUACAUUGAUGGAAAGUGGGCGCUUAAUGAGAUGGGGGCAUUGAGGCCACAGUAA